AUGUUUGACAUAACAAAUGCGAACGUUGGUCAUACUCGUAAAGCUCUUUCGCAUGAUGUUCGUCAAGAGAUGUUUGACAUAACAAAUGCAAACGUUGGUGAAACAAGAAGAAGAGACGACACACUGAAACAACAGAGAAGAGAGAUGUUUAAAAGUGCUAUAGAACAAGUUCGCAAAGCUAAUAAUGUCAUUCGUUCCAUUGACGACAAACCAAAAGAAGGUGAGAGAUGGUUAAAGAAAGAUGAAGAGAAUAGGAAGAGAAAUGUGAAGUCAGGCAAUAGACUCAUUGACUUUAACAUCGAAGCUUUAGAUGAACCAAACAGAGAAUAUUUACACAAACAUUUCGGUAAGGUUUUCAUGAGACUCUUAGAGAAGAUUAAAAUAAACUCACAACAGAGAUGGAUGGUAUGUUAUAAACUUGGUGGAAAGUAUGAAUGUUCUACGUUAAACCUCAAUAAUAUUGGAACAUUACUACAUCAGCUCUUGAAGGAGAACUUUAUAUCAGAGAUAGAAGCAAAUGCUGCAGGUAUUGUUGAAAUGCACUAUGACUUCUUCUUGACAAACAUAAAGAAUCUUACUGAAAUAAAGAUGUAUGAUUUAACAGAAUAUGAAGGCUUAACGAUGUCAGAUGUAAAGAAAGGCAAACCAAAAAAGAGACCAUAUAGAGAUGAAAGCACACUGACAAAUGACCAGAAAGCCAUUUUGGAAGCUCUUAAGCAAACAGGAAACCCAGCACUUAUAGAAAGCUUUUGGAAAGAUAAUGGUGAAAAGAAGUUUUAUAAGAAGAGAAGCGGUCAGUUUGGUAGUAUCUUUGCACAUUACCUAUAA
Molecule: messenger RNA, 828 nt
Organism: Trichomonas vaginalis G3
Lineage: Eukaryota; Parabasalia; Trichomonadida; Trichomonadidae
Product: organellar and viral DNA polymerase type B
Exons: 1
Coding region: 1-828 (275 amino acids)
Source: RefSeq, a predicted model, not a curated record